GUGAGAUCUCUGCCGGAAAACGCACGUUUGGAAGAACGUAAGCAGAAGGUUGAAGAGACAGUAAUUUGGUGAGUCUUGCUGUUGAAAGACAACUUGCGUGUGAAAUGGCUGAGAAGAUUGCUCUGGUUGAAAGGUUCCUGAGUUGCCACGUGUGUUCAGAGACUUUCACGGAUCCCGUGUCUCUGCCCUGCAGCCACAACUUCUGUUCAAGCUGCCUUCAAAACCUCUGGGAACAGGCUAAAAACAAAAACUGUCCCAUUUGUAAAAGAAAAUCCUCAAAGGAUUAUCCAUCCAUAAACGUUUCUCUCAAAGAACUAGCUGACGCCUUUGCUAAGAGGGAGACUGAUGCUUCACCCGAGACAGAAAAGGACAGAGAGAGUGAGAAGGAGGAGGUGGUGUGUGAUAAACAUCCAGAAGUUCCUUAUUGGUUCUGUGAGGAUGAAGGCAGAGCUGUGUGUCCUGUCUGUGAGUUUUCCCUCCACCAGAGUCACAAGGUGUUUCCAAUAGAACAAGUAGUCAGUGACCUGAAGGAGCAGCUGAAAUCUGACUUAAAGUCUCUACAGGACAAAAGGGACAAAUACAAACAAGUGGAGAAAACAUACGAUGCAACGAUUCAAUACUCCAAGAAGCAGCUGUUGUCCACAGAGAGGCAGAUGAGAGCAGAGUUCAACAAGCUCCACCAGUUCCUGAAAAAGGAAGAGGAGUCCAGACUGGCAGCUCUGAGGGAGGAAGAGGAGCAGAAGGGGAAGACCCUCAGCCGAGAGAAGAAGAUGAUUCAGGAGCAGAUCUGCUCCCUGUCAGACAGUAUCUCUGCCGUUGAAGAAGACCUGCAGAAACAAAACAUCCCGUUCCUCAGCAGUUGUGAACCCACUCGGACCAGAGCCAGAGCCCUGUGCUCAGCGUCAGAUCCUCAGCUGGUCUCAGGAGCUCUGACAGAUGUGGCCAAACACCUGGGCAACCUGUCCUUCAGAGUCUGGGAGAAGAUGAAGGAUGAGGUCCACUUCAGUCCUGUCAUUCUGGACCCAAACACUGCAAGCGGAUGGCUCCAUCUGUCUGAUGAUCUGACCAGUGUGAGAUGUAGAGACACGGAGCAGCAGCUCCCUGACAAUCCAGAGAGAUGCACUGAGUAUCCCAUUGUCCUGGGCUCUGAGGGCUUCAGGUCAGGGAACCACAGCUGGGAGGUGGAGGUGGGAGACCAUCCUGUCUGGAAUGUGGGUUUGGCUAAAGAGUCAGUUGACAGGAAGGGAGAGAAUCCUGCCUCACCAAACUAUGGAAUCUGGUGUUUCUUGCAUCGCAAUGGAAGAUACACUGAUGGUGUUGGUAACACUGUUACACUGCAGAAGAGUCUUCAGAGGAUCAGGGUCCAGCUGGACUACAACAGGGGGGAGGUGUCCUUCUACGACCCUGAAGACAUGACUCACAUCUUCACUCACAGAGACACGUUCACUGAGAAACUCUUCCCAUAUUUUGAUAUUGGAGGGGCUGAUGAUGCCAAGACCACUGAUAUCAAACUCUGUCGACGUGAGAUUUCUCUGUGAUGCUCAGGGAUGUUAGUUUUUCUAUCGUGAUGGUUUGAGGUUUAUUACCCUCUAAACUCAUCAUCCCACCCUACACCCAACCAAGCAUUCUACACCUGCUUACCUGUCAGUUUUUCUUUGAACCACAUUUGAUUUGGUGUUGAGGGUCACCAAAAUAUUCAGCCUGCUGUGUCUGUGGUCUGAAAUGACUCAUCCAAAAUCCUGUUGAAAAAAACUGAAAACAUCUCAACAAUUGUUAGCUACUUUUGACACAUACACACAUAUAUACUCUGACUUCAUUUUCUGUUUAGGUCAGAUUUGGAAGAAGCAAGGUAAACAAGAGGUAAUCCAGAGAAAGAAAAGAUCUACUACAUCCUGACACUGUGGUCCGUCAUCAGAUCAGGUGAUACACUUUGAGACAGGUUCACAUCAAGUCUCAUUUUUAAAUAAGAACUUAGUAGAGACCGAUUAGCAGAAUAUUGUUUUUAUUCAAGCAAAUUGUAACAGACACUGAAUUGACUGUAUCAAAUACUUUGUUGGCAAUUGUGUGAUUUCUUUCCUUUUUUUACUUUCAUCAUCAUCAGCCGUCUGUUUUAGUUUGUAAGAUUUCUGAUUAUUCCUUUGUUCCUCAGGAGCAUUGAUCUGUUAUCAAGGGUCACAGACAAUUUUUUUUUCUUACUGUCUCUAGUGUCUGAAACGAAUUAGGUAAAGUGUUUUUUAUCUUCACUUGUUUUAUGGGAAACUCACUGCAAAUACAUGAAUACCCAAACCGUUGCUUUUCCAUGAAAGUCAUUUACUCAUUGUUGUGUUUUCUUUCAUUAAGAUUAAUUAAUGAUGUUAACUCCUGCUGUUGAUAUUCCACUUAUGCUGCUUUCUUAGCUUGAAAAAAUAGAUUUAGUAUGUAUGUUCUUGGGUUUUUUGAUGAUUUGAUGUAUUUGAUGAGUUAUGGAUCUGUUGUUUUAAUCUUUGGAAACAAGUGUGUCAAGAUAGUUUUAAUUGAAUGAAGUAUUUAAUUAUUAUUAUAUGCUUUUGCAUACUUUAUUUUUCAUUUUCGUACUGUAUAUGUGGUGAAUAACAUGAAUGAUAAAUGGCAACGUCCAGUUCAUGAUAAUGAGGUGUAAGUUUAUAAAAUG
Messenger RNA from Xiphias gladius (swordfish), 2650 nucleotides. RefSeq names its product nuclear factor 7, ovary-like. The record is from RefSeq and is a predicted model, not a curated record. The transcript has a single exon. Gene Ontology annotation, molecular function: protein binding; zinc ion binding. The coding region runs from base 105 to 1538 and encodes 477 amino acids. Lineage: Eukaryota; Metazoa; Chordata; Actinopteri; Istiophoriformes; Xiphiidae.